AUGAGGAAGAAAAUGUUUGACAGCCCGCUCAGCAACCGCACGGUGCGCGGCAACACGGAGAGCGGCCGCUACGGCGACAGCUCGCCCAAGGAGGGCGCGCAGGGCCUCGUGGGCAUCCCCCGCGGCGCCUCGCCGCGCCACAUGGAGGGCUGCGCCGCCGACACCGACUACGAGGUGCCGCGGCCGCCGGGCAGCCGCGCGCCGCCCGACGCCGACCCGCCGCCCUGGAUCGCGCUCGUGGCGCGCGGCGGCUGCACCUUCAAGGACAAGAUCACGAACGCGGCGCGCAAGCGGGCGGCCGCCGUGGUCAUCUACAACGAGGCGCGCUUCGGCAACAGCACCGUCUCCAUGUCGCACCUCGGAACAGGAAAUACAGUGGUGAUAAUGGUUGGUUAUCCAAAGGGAAUAGAAAUCCUGGAGCCAGUCCGAAGAGGCAUUCCAGUGAAAAUGAGCAUCGUUGUGGGUACACGGCACGUGCARGAAUAUAUCAGCGGUCAGUCGGUUGUGUUUGUAGCCAUUGCCUUCAUCACCAUGAUGAUUAUAUCGCUUGCCUGGCUCAUAUUUUAUUAUAUACAGCGUUUCCUGUAUACAGGAUCACAAUUUGGAAGCCAGGGACAUAGGAAAGAAACGAAGAAAGCAAUCAGCCAGCUUCAGCUGCAUACUGUGAAGCGUGGAGACAAGGGUUUAGAUGUUGAUGUGGAAAACUGUGCUGUAUGUAUUGAGAACUAUAAACUGAAAGAUACUGUCCGGAUUCUGCCAUGCAAGCAUAUCUUUCAUAGAACGUGCAUUGACCCUUGGCUUUUGGACCACCGAACUUGUCCGAUGUGUAAACUAGAUGUUAUUAAAGCUUUGGGAUACUGGGGGGACCCGGAAGACACGCUCGACGUGCCCAUACCGGAAUCGAUAAGCGGCAGCGUUUCGGUGGGCAGCCUGAGCAUCGCUUUGCAAGAGGACGAGCGAAACGAAGCGAGCGACUUGUCGGCUUCCUCCACUAAUGAGUCGGUAUUGCAGUGCACCAGCUUGAAAGAGGAUGCAGGGGAAACCACAGCGUUACUCGAUGUGGAUGUCAGUAAUAACCGGCAUGGAGAACAUCUGUCUAAUGGAAGUACCCAUUGAACUGCUUCAUGGAAGAUACCUUGAACAGACUGUUAAAGAACUUUUAUUUUUUAUUUAAUUAGUACGAACUUUUGUCUAAUUAAUGGAAAAUAACAAUGUAAAUUAUUUUACCUUUCAAACUUUUCUAGCUGGUGUUCCAAAAGGGCUAAUAACUUAGAAUUUUGUACAAAAGAGGAUUUUAUAAAAUUUCCUCUGGAUGUCUCAUCCUAAAAAAAAGAAAAAACCAACAAAAAAAGAUGCAAUAACCCUUUUUCUGUAAACAUUAUUACAAUGUCGUUGUGUUCCAGAGGGCUGUAACAAAGAUGAAGACUAGGGCAGUGAAAGCCAUGCAGAAUGGUGAACGGUAAAUAUUUUGGAUGCACUAUUUACAUUCAGUACCUACACCCAGAGAACACUUACAAGACUAGAGCUCUUAAAAUGAUCUGAAAGUUCUGAUGUAUUGCAAUUGGAGAUAGAUGCUCUUAGAAAGGGGAAAAAAAAACCCACACUCUAAGGAUUAUUUGAAGAAAUCAAAUAACUCAUGGAUAUGCUACAUAUCCUUUUUCAAGAUGAAAAAGUAAUAGUUACAAAUUUCCUUAUAUGUAAUGAAUGCUGAUGUGAUCUUGUAAUGUGUUCCACUCAGAGUGGAUACUGAGAGAAAAGGAGGCUUUCUCCAGCUCACUAGCUUUUUAUACUGAAUUUGGCAGUAAUAGGUUGUGCUGGGGGUCUUAACGUGCUGAGCAUGUAGACUUAUUUAGGUAUAUGCACACUGGUUACCUCUUUCAAUCUUAAACUCAGUAGAAUGGAGGUAAAGGGCUAAUUAUGGCUAAAAAUAUAUUUAUUAGUCUAUUUAUAAGAUUUUACUGAACUCCUUACUCCUGCUCCCAUCCUGUCUCACUUCCUUAUGUAUAAGCUGGAACCAUUUCCUAAGAUGUUCUAUGAAGCUUUUUUU
This is a messenger RNA of Nothoprocta perdicaria, 2047 nucleotides long. It is a transcript of the gene RNF149, whose product is annotated as ring finger protein 149. The record is from RefSeq and is a predicted model, not a curated record. The transcript has 8 exons. The coding region runs from base 1 to 1116 and encodes 371 amino acids. NCBI's taxonomy places the organism in Eukaryota, Metazoa, Chordata, Aves, Tinamiformes, Tinamidae.